This is a messenger RNA of Argentina anserina (silverweed cinquefoil), 1925 nucleotides long. RefSeq names its product pentatricopeptide repeat-containing protein At4g26680, mitochondrial. The transcript has 2 exons. Gene Ontology annotation, molecular function: protein binding. The record is from RefSeq and is a predicted model, not a curated record. The coding region runs from base 174 to 1802 and encodes 542 amino acids. NCBI's taxonomy places the organism in Eukaryota, Viridiplantae, Streptophyta, Magnoliopsida, Rosales, Rosaceae.
CUCGUUAUCAGUGAAGCAGAGUCGGACCUCAAUCUGCACCAUCAUCUUCAUCCUCAGCCUCCAACAAGGUCCAAAUUCCGAUAGAUACUUUCAUAUUAAUCCCCAAACUAAAAUCUCUCUCUGGUUGUAACAUCGGCUAGUUUCCCUAUACUACAUGAUACUGUAGUUUUACUAUGAAUAAACUCCCAUCUCGUCGAGUCUCAAUCUUGCCCAGAUCAAUCGCUAAAGAACCCACCUUCACAAACCCCCCAGUUUCUUUGAAUUUAGGAUCAAGGAGUUGGAACACAAUUCCAAUUCCCCACAGAACACUUCCUGAACCCAAAGGCCAAGACCUUGAUUUUGUUAACGUUGUCAACAGUCAUCUGAUUCACUCUGACUGGGCCAAGCUUAACUCUUUAUCCAAUGGCCUAACUGCUUUCAGAGUGAAACAUGUUCUGCUCAAAAUCCAAAAGGACUAUGUUGUCUCACUUGAGUUUUUCAACUGGGUUGGAACUCACAAACCCACUUCACUUACCCUCGAAACGCAAUCCAUGAUCCUCCACAUUCUCACCAAGUGUCGAAAGUUUAAGUCGGCUGAGUCGAUUCUGAGAAAGAUUCUUGUGCCGGGGAACAUAGACUUGCCUUCCAAGCUGUUUGAGGCGAUACUGUAUUCGUAUCGCUUGUGUGAUUCAUCCCCUCGGGUUUUUGAUUCGCUGUUCAAGACAUUUGCGCAUAUUAAGAAGUUUAGGAAUGCUACAGACACGUUUUGUAGGAUGAAGGAUUACGGGUUUUACCCCACGGUGGAGUCUUGCAAUGCGUUUUUGAGCUCAUUGCUUGGUUUGCAUAGAGCUGAUGUUGCUUUGGGGUUCUAUCGAGAAAUGAGGCGGUGUCGGAUUUCGCCAAAUGUGUAUACACUUAAUAUGGUUAUGUGUGCUUAUUGUAGAGUGGGGAAAUUAGAGAACGCUGUUGAGGUGCUUGAGAAGAUGGAUGGUAUGGGUUUCAGUCCUACCAUUGUGUCAUAUAAUACGCUCAUUGCAGGACAUUGUGAUAAGGGUCUUCUGAGUUCUGCUGUGAAGUUCAAAAACUUGAUGGCGAAGAGUGGAUUGCACCCGAAUGUGGUGACUUUUAAUACACUUAUAGAUGGGUUUGUUAAGCAAGGGAAGCUAGCAGAAGCAAAUAAAAUUUUUAGUGAGAUGAAAGCCAUGAAUGUGGCUCCUAAUACAGUUACCUAUAAUACUCUGAUAAAUGGGUAUGGUCAAGCAGGUAAUAGUGAAAUGGGCAGCAGGCUUUUUGAGGAGAUGUCAAAGGACCGAGUUAGCGUUGAUAUUCUGACUUAUAAUGGAUUGAUUUUAGGACUAUGCAAGGAGGGUAAGACAAAGAAAGCUGCAUAUCUAGUGAAAGAGCUUGACAGAAAGAGUUUUGCAGUAAAUGCCUCAACUUUUUCUGCGCUUAUUGGUGGGCAGUGUGUGAGAAAGAACUCAGAUCGUGCCUUUCUGUUGUAUAAGAGCAUGGUCAGGAGUGGCUAUCAUCCCGAUGAAUAUACUUUUAAGAUGUUGUUGUCUAGCUUUUGCAGUAAUAGGGAUUUUGAUGGAGCAGUUGAAGUGUUGAAAGAAAUGUUUGAGAGAAAUUUUGUUCCUGAUUCAAGCAUCUUAUCUGAUCUAUGUCAGGGUCUUCAACGCUGUGGGAAUGAAAAACUGAUAGAAUUGCUGUUUAGUGAGAUGGAAACUAGACGCCUCAUUCCUCAAGGUUUUGACAUGGCCAAGAUUAUCUGCUGUGUAGAAGAGAAUGAUAACUCAACUGUUUUGGAAACAUUUAAAUUGUAAACAUCAUUUUCCUUUAGACUGUCAAUAUAUAAGAUUCUAAAGAGUGUCCAACUUCAGUUGUAUCGUCAGAGCACAUCUACUGUGUGUAGUCUUAUGUACCGAACCCUUAACUUCUACUUCCAA